Molecule: messenger RNA, 4778 nt
Organism: Pipra filicauda (Wire-tailed manakin)
Lineage: Eukaryota; Metazoa; Chordata; Aves; Passeriformes; Pipridae
Product: melanopsin-like
Exons: 10
Coding region: 76-1704 (542 amino acids)
Biological process (GO): G protein-coupled receptor signaling pathway; visual perception
Cellular component (GO): membrane
Molecular function (GO): G protein-coupled receptor activity
Source: RefSeq, a predicted model, not a curated record
CGCGUGGCCACAAGAGAAAUCACAGACGGCGCCCUCCAUCCCUGGCUGCCCAGGCUGCCUGGUCGGGACUGCGGGAUGCAGGGUUUGAACAUGAGUACCCAGCCACAUACUGUGACCAAGACAGAGAUCCCUGCCCAUGUUCUUUACACUGUAGGAACUUGUGUUCUCGUUAUUGGCUCCAUUGGCAUCAUCGGAAACCUCCUAGUUCUCUACGCAUUUUAUAGCAACAAGAAGCUGAGGACACCCCAAAACUACUUUAUAAUGAAUUUAGCUGUGAGUGACUUCCUGAUGUCGGCUUCUCAGGCACCCAUGUGCUUUGUCAACAGCCUGCACAGAAAAUGGAUACUUGGAGAUAUAGGCUGUGACUUGUAUGCUUUCUGUGGCGCACUCUUCGGAAUAACCUCAAUGAUGACUUUGUUGGCUAUUUCUAUUGACCGCUACCUUGUGAUCACUAAGCCCCUGCAAUCCAUACAGUGGACUUCAAAGAAACGCACCAUACAGGUCAUCGCCGUCGUGUGGCUCUACUCGCUAGGAUGGAGCCUGGCUCCGCUCUUCGGGUGGAGUUCCUAUGUGCCUGAAGGCUUGAUGAUAUCCUGUACAUGGGACUAUGUAACCUACUCCCCUGCAAACAGAAGUUACACCAUGAUUUUAUGUUGCUGUGUGUUUUUUAUACCCCUGAUAAUAAUAUUCCUUUGCUAUUUAUCUAUGUUCCUGGCCAUAAGACGUACUGGCAGAGAUGUUCAAAAGCUGGGGUCCUGCAGUCGGAACUCCCACCUCUCUCAGUGUAUGAAAAAUGAGUGGAAACUGGCAAAAAUUGCUUUUGUGGUCAUCAUUGUGUUUGUCUUGUCCUGGUCUCCGUAUGCUUGUGUCACCUUGAUUGCCUGGGCAGGUCGAGGCAACACCCUAACACCAUAUUCCAAAUCUGUGCCAGCAGUUAUUGCCAAAGCUUCUGCAGUCUACAACCCCAUCAUAUAUGCAAUAAUUCACCCAAGAUACAGAAAAACCAUCCACAAUGCUGUCCCCUGCUUGAGGUUCCUAAUACGAAUAUCAAAGAAUGACCUCCUGAGAGGGUCCAUAAAUGAGUCAUCAUUCAGGACCUCUCUCUCCAGCCACCAAUCUCUUGCUGGCAGGACCAAGAGCACUUGUGUUUCAUCUAUUUCUACUGGAGAAGCUACUUGGAGCGAUGUAGAGCUUGACGCUGUGGAGCCUGGUCAUGAGAAACUGAAGCCCCGCCGAAGUCAUUCCUUCUCAACAAGUCUGAGACAAGAGAAGAGAGACCUGCUCCCAAAGAGCUGCAGCUGCAAUGCAGCAACUGCCGAAAAGGUUUUGCUCUCCUCUAGCUGUUUGGAGAAGGUGCUUGGGCAGCCAGGUCUACACAGCCCUCCUGCAGCACUUGUGACCAGCUCCCUACGAGCAGCUUCUCUGCCUGUCGGUUUGAAUAGCAGCAGUGUCACUAGAGGAGACUCAAGUACUUCACAGAUGGCAACUCAAGAAAGUCAAGCUAAUGGAGUCCUGGACUCUGUCAUCAGCAACGCAGUCCCUCGCAUCGUCAUCAUUCCUACCUCAGAGAGCAAUCUAUUUCGGGAAGAAGAGGAAGAGACUGAAUUAUUCCACUUUAAUGACAAAAAGGGCAAUCUGCUGGACUUGGAAGGACUUAGUUCAUCCAUGGAGUUCCUUGAAGCUGUUGAGAAAUUUCUAUCAUAAAUUUGUCAAAAGAAAACUUUCCGGCAAUUAUUUUCUUGGCAUCUUCUCCACUUAAUUAUACCAAAUAACUGAAGCCUUGUAGGUUAGGUCAUCAGAUUUUUUUGUAUGCUUGUAUGGUAGUCACUAGGCAGCCUUCAGAUUUAUCUUUGUCCAAACCAGCUCAGGCAUGGAAACAGGCUUUCUUUCACAUUGUGCUGCAGGAAAUGAGCAGUGGAAGAUCUGGCAGCAUAAUCGAGUGGCAUCAGUCAGAUAGGCUGCCUGCUUCAUGAGGCUCUGAUUUGUUGCCACCGAUGAAGGUGCCAGCAGAAGGGAAAAUGACCAAGAGCAGGGUCAGCUGCUGAAUGUUUCUGCUAUCUGCACAUGAAACAGCAUUCCUAUUUUGGCAGCUGUCUUCUGGACAGUGAUGGGAAGCAUCACAAGACCACAGCUUUCACUAGCCCCAGCAGUAAGGCAGGUGGCUAGGUGACCUGAACUAUAUUUUAAUUAAAUAAUUUUCAGCAUUUUUUUGGCCAUGUUUCAUUUUUUAAAUAGGCAGCUUGCUAAACAUGAAGAGAGAAACUGAUGAUGUAACUGGGAAGUGACUGCUUCCCAACAUCUGAACUUUUGAAGUUUAGUGCUAGGAGUCUGGAUUUUACCUCAGCAUUAGCAUGGUCAUCUAAAUGUCAAAAUGCAAGGUACUACGUGCUAAAACAUACACUACCAUAGAAACAUUUAGAGCACCUUUAGAGCUACAGUCUUAAUUAAAUACAUAUGGAUCCUAAUGAGUCUGUGAUUAAAAGGGUGAAUGUUCACAGCUGGCUUGACAUGUCAUUGACAAUAACAAAGUCUUGGCUGCUGUAUGUCACUUAUCUAUUGAGGACAUUCUUCUCAUCUCCUCUAAAAUUACCCAGCAAAUGUCUUCUACAGGUCACUUACCAGAGGCCUUCUGAAUGGGUAAAACCUCAUCUUGGGAGAAAACUCCACAGUUACUGUGAUGUUUCCUACAGGAUCUGCACUCACAUCAUUAUCUGUGGUUAGUAAUUGCACUCAUUUUAUCCAUGCUUCACAUUAUGGCUCAGGCUCAAAAGACCCUCCUAGCAUUUUAUUCCUAACUGCAUUCUUCCUUUUGUUACUCAUUUUCCCAUGUUGUCCACAUCUUCCCUUUCAGUCUCUGAUUUUCAAAUGUAGACAACAAGUUGAACUAUAUUGUUCUCCACGUAAUAUCAUUAUAUAUUAGUAGACAGCAGGUGUUACUCUGGAUAUAAUAGUGCAAAUAUUUGGUCCAGUGAGUCUCAUAGCAUUCAGACAUUCAACGAGAGAGUGAGAGUUAAUGUUUAUAGUCUCAGUUUGUUCCCUUGUAUCCUAGAUUGUGCAAAGAUCACUGAGAGCAUUUCCGGGUUUGUCGUAUGCACUGGCUGGUCUCAAGAAGUAAUUUCUCCUUACCUGUUUUCCUAAUGCAAAAAAACCAGAUGGAAAGCACAGACAUUUGGGGUUUUUUUAAUUUUUUUUCAUUACAAAAGAAAAUAUCACAAAUCUUGUUUGCAACAAGCUAGACAGGAAUGCCACUAAAGAAAAAAAUAAAACCCAAAGCAGUGUAGGAGAGAGAAGAAUGCCUCCAAACUUGCAGACCUGAGGCUUUGCAGGAUGCCAGCCAGCAGACUUUUGAGAGGGCUGAAACACUUGCUGAGACACACUGCCUAAUGCAAUGCUAGUACUAUUAAUGCUGCUAUUAUUUGAGAUACUCAAAUAAUAAGAAAUGAGGCCAACACACUUCUUUACCAUUGAGAGAAGAGGAGAAAAGGGUGGUGGAGCCACAUUAUAUGUGUGGCUGCUGUGUUCAACCCUGGUGCAUGGUGCCGGAGGGCCAGGGCUCAGCUGGGGCAGCACCAGGCUGGGGUACCCACAGCCAGGCUGCCAAAGCCUGUGCCCACUCGGUGCAGAGUUUUCUGCCGGGGCCAGGAAUCAUGCCAAGGUCAUCUGCAAUCAGGUCAGCAUUUCCAAAAGCAAUUCCUCCAUCUGAGGACUAGAGCAGUGAGCAGGCAAUGCAGGACAGCUUCCAGGGACUUGGACAGGGACGUGCUUACUUGCAGCUCCUCGGUGCCAGGCUUUCAUCCACUGCAUAGUUUUGGCAACAAUGAGUAAUCAAAUAUUAAUUAAAUAUGAUUUUAAGGGAAAACAGAGCAGGUUCAGUCCUAGGGUAAACAUAUUGUCCUACCAUCUUGGAUUAUUUUCUUUUUUUUUUUUUCUGAACCUGCCCUCUCUGAUUUGGGUUUUUUUCCUCUGUCAGCUGUGUAGUGACAUUACUUCUACAUGCAUUUAAUAUCCACAGCUGCAGUAUCUCCUUUCUUCUUGAGCCAGACAUUAGGAAGCAAGUGUUUUUAUAAGGCUUCCAAAUCUUAGACCUGAUUUUUACUGUUGUAAAAUUACUCUAAAUAACAAUAGAAAAUGCAUUUGAUGUUCCAUGAUGUAAAAGUGUGUCCUGGAGUAGAUUUUGCACUCAGGUUAUGACAAACUUGUACUGGUAAAACUGCAGGCAGGGUAUUGCCAUAGUUUUUGACAGGAGAGGAAGACCUAAAUAGUCAACAAACUUCUCAGUAUCCAAAAUUUUACAUUCUACUUGUUAGCCUACAAGACAGCUUUCCAGUGAUUUCUUGCAUGUGUGUUGGUACUGUUAGUGUGUCUCAGAAAAUUAGCAGGCUUGAGGCAUGUGCAAAGAAGUGUUUCACUUUUAUACUGUUAAUGUCAUACACAAUUAGUACCAUUGUUUCUGCAGCUAAUGGCAAGAUUACUGCUUAUUUAAACUGAUGUAGGCUAAAAUACCAAAUGAGAUAGCAGUAGAGAGAUAAAGCAUGAAGUAUGAAAUAUCACAUAGACUUACUACAGUCACUGUGAGACUUUUGCAGAAACAUUGGUCACGGAGUAAAUGUGUCUUAAAUUGACUACCACAAUGAAGAAAAAUUUUGGAAACUUCUCUGUUGCUGCAUUAGAAUAGAUGGAACACAAAAAUGUGCAAUAAUAACUGUUGCUUCCCAUUUCACAGAAGAAUGUAUUGGUUCACUCAAAUGGAAUAAAAAAUUCUGAGGAGUUAAACCAAA